Molecule: messenger RNA, 15044 nt
Organism: Syngnathoides biaculeatus (alligator pipefish)
Lineage: Eukaryota; Metazoa; Chordata; Actinopteri; Syngnathiformes; Syngnathidae
Product: protocadherin Fat 3-like
Exons: 49
Coding region: 482-14689 (4735 amino acids)
Biological process (GO): homophilic cell-cell adhesion
Cellular component (GO): plasma membrane; cell-cell junction
Molecular function (GO): calcium ion binding
Source: RefSeq, a predicted model, not a curated record
ACUGACACCGUCCCUCCUCCCAUCCGUCGGCGGUCACAAAGCGGCUGCAACUGAUGGUGCUGGCCGCUCUCUGGAGAACAAACAAAAAAAGAAAAACUUGGGCAAAGCCUUUUUUCUUCCCCCUCUUUUGCCUCCCAGCUCGUCUUGUGUGUGUGUUUUUUGUUGUUGUUUUGUUUUAAAAAUUUCUCUCCAGUGAAUGCAAAGGAGUACUCGGGUUCUUUUAACGUCCAUUUUGUGUGGCGCUCGGCAGGACGCAGGUGCGUAAAAACUGGGACAAUUGGGGUGUGUGUACUUUGACGGCGUAUGGCUGCGCCUCUCUAGACGAGUUCCCCCUGGCGGAAUGUAACGUGCUCGUCUGAGUGCUUUUGUUGAAGACCCCCCCCCCCCUCCCGCGCCCCCACAUCCCCUCCGGAGAUGAUGAGAGAGGAUGCACUUUGAGUCAUUCCGCAAUUUGAAAGGAUGACUUGAUGAUGUAACAGCCAUGAAGCCUAAUCUGUGGGGAAUUAUGAUGCGGUUCCCGUUUCUUAUCCGGCGUAUUUGCUUUCUGCUCACCUUACCCUUCCCGACACUACACGGCCAGUUGCUGCCAGAGGUUAGGGCAAGCCAAGGCCUGUUGCUCUUCACUCAGCCCACCUACAACGCCUCCAUAUUUGAGAAUUCGGCCGCCAGGACCUACGCCGAAAGCCAGGUCAAAAUGGGCAUCGUCCUGGUCCGAUCAUUUGACGUCAAGUUCUCCAUUGAGCCUGGCGACGGGGAGGGAAUCUUUCAGGUGGAGGACUUCACGAUGGGGGAUUUCUGCUUCCUCCGCAUACGAACCAACACCGGCGCAAUGCUGAACCGGGAAGUGCAAGAUAAUUACACUCUGACCGUCAAAGCCUCGGCCCAAGGAGGUCUGGAGGCACUGGCCACCGUCUACAUAAACAUCCUGGACACUAACGACCUCCGUCCUCUCUUUUCCCCGACCUCGUACUCCUUUGUGGUGUCAGAACAUGUCCCCUUGGGUACCAGCAUUGGCCGGGUGACAGCCACCGACGCUGACAUCGGCACCAACGCUGAGUUCUACUACUUCUUCAAGAACAAAGUGGAUCUCUUUGCCGUGCACCCCACCAGCGGCGUGGUCUCGCUGACCGGCCAGCCCAGGAUAGACAAGCAGGACCGCUUUGAGCUGGAGGUGCAGGUCGUGGACCGAGGGAUGAAACUCUACGGCAACAAUGACAUAAGCAGCACGGCCCGGCUGGUGGUGAGCAUAAUGCAGAUAAAUGAGUUUGCACCAGUCCUGAGGGCGGUCACUGCGGUCCCAUCGUGGACCGACCAAAAUCCGGUCUUUGCCAAAGUGACAGUGGAGGAUAAAGAUGAAGGGAUGAGCGGGCACAUAGAGCGGGUGUCCAUCAUUGACGGUGACCUACUUGAACAGUUUGCGAUUGAUCUAUCGCCUCUUGUUCCGAAUGAGUAUUGGGUCAGAGCAUCACAGCAGAUUGACUGGGACAAAUACCCAUACGGCUGCAACUUAACCCUGCAGGCUAAAGACAGAGGCAUCCCUCCUAAAUUCUCUAACACUCAUUUGCUUCACUUGUUGGUCACAAAGCCCAAACCAAUACUGGGGAGUUUUGAGAAAGACGUUUAUGAAGUGGUGCUGAGUGAAAUUGCUCCCCCGGGCACUGUUGUCGAGGUGCUGAAAAUCUCCCCAGCUCCCGCGAGUGUCAAUUACAGCUUCUGCAGCCUCUCAGAACUAAUGUACUUUGAUAUCAAUCCGUCGACUGGCGUUAUUAUGACCUCAAGGAGGCUGACAGGGAUAUCACAGAUUUUCAUCGAGAUGGAAGUGUUAGAGGCUGUCAGCCAGCUGAGAGCAAAGGUCCGAAUCACUGUGGAAGAUGCUAAUGACAACUCUCCAGUGUUCAGCAGGCCGUUUUAUGACUUUUCCAUCAAUGAAAGCCUGCCUGUUGGCAGCGUUGUUCUCAUCGUGUCAGCCACAGAUGAAGACAAAGGAGAGAACGGCUACAUCACACACACAAUUCAUGGCGAUCCGUCAAUUCCUUUCACUGUGGCCCAAGACACGGGAGAGCUGAAGAUCACGCGAGACUUGGACUUUGAGUCGUCAGAAGAAGUCUACACAUUUGCAGUUCGAGCCUCAGACUGGGGUUUGCCCUACAGAAGAGAAAGUGAGGUGAAUGUAACAAUCCGUUUAAUAAAUAUAAACGACAAUCCACCUGUCUUCGAGAGGGUCUCGUGCAGAGGUAUGAUUGGCCGGGAUUUCCCCAUCAGCCACACCAUCGUCACCCUGUCCGCCGUUGACAUGGAUGAACUUGGAAUGGUCAAGUAUGGGGUGGUCUCUGGCAACGAGAUGAACUACUUUAACUUGAAUGCAGAGUCUGGCGCCUUGUCGCUGAAGAAAUCAUUAGUGGGGGCAAAUUUAAAGAAUGGGAUGUUCAACUUGAAAGUUAUCGCCACUGAUGGAGAGAUUUCCUCUGAGCCUACGUUUGUGAAUAUAUCCGUCGUAAGGGGUUCGAUACCACCCCGGGGGCUCAGCUGCAAGGACACACAGGUGGCCCAGUUGAUGGCAGAGAAAAUGCUCUCAAAGGCCACGGCGAUGGCUCGAGUGAGGCAAGAUGACAGAAGCCCAGAUGUCUUCUCUGUGAACAAACAAGCGCCGCAGUUCGAGGCCUUGCCUACGAGUAUCCUGGUCAGGGAGGACCUCCCAAUCGGAGCCAGUGUCUUCCAGGUGAGGGCGCGGGACGGUGACACCGGCAUCAAUGGCCGUCUUCUCUUUUCCAUAUCUGACGUCAGCAAAGAGAACUGUUUGACCGUGGGCAUGGAGAGCGGCUUGCUGACUAUUCUGCGGCCACUGGACCGUGAGCAAACUGACCGCUACUUCCUCAACAUCACUGUCUAUGACCAGGGUAUCCCCCAGAUGUCCAACUGGAGGCUUCUGACCGUUAUCGUGGAGGAUGCCAAUGACAACGACCCGCAGUUUGCCCAGGAUUCAUUCACUGCGCUAGUCACCGAAAACACCCCCUUGGGUACUCAGGUGGUCACCAUCGCUGCCUUUGACCAAGACGCUGGUCAGAAUGGGCAGCUGUCCUACCUUUUGCUGAACGGUGUCCCUCAGUUUGGCAUUGACAGCGAGACCGGCAGUGUCUUCGUGGCUAACCACCUGGACCGUGAGAGCUUCCCGACAUUCACGCUGACGAUUGAAGCCAGAGACAAGGCGGAAAGAGGCAACCGAAGAUCAGCUGUGACCACGUUGAACAUAAUCAUAGAGGACGUCAAUGACUGCGCCCCGUCGUUCAUCCCAAGCAUUUACACCACUCGAGUGCUAGAGGAUCUCCCUCCGGGUGCUGUCAUUACUUGGGUGCAGGCCAAUGAUCCGGAUAUCGGAAAAAGUGGACAAGUUCGGUACUCCCUCUUCAGUGACUUGAACGGUACUUUUGAGAUGGACGCCGUGAGUGGCGUGUUGAGGAUAAGAAAGGAACUGGACUUUGAAAAGCAGCCGUUUUAUAACCUGACCUUGCUCGCCGAGGACCGGGGGAUGCCCACCCUCAGCAACCUGACGUAUGUGGAGGUGGAGGUGGUGGACGUCAACGAGAAUUUGUAUCCACCAUACUUUCCCGACUUUGUCAUGAGAGGCUCGGUGAAGGAGAACUCCCGGGCCGGCACCAGCGUGCUGACAGUGGUCGCCAAGGACGACGACGAGGGGAAGGACGGCACCUUGAAGUACUCCAUCCGAGGCGGCAGCGGGCUGGGCGCCUUCAUCAUCGACGAAGACACAGGGGUGAUUUACACGGCAGGCAUCCUGGACUGCGAGAGCAAGGAUUCCUAUUGGCUGACGGUGCACGCCACAGACAGAGGGGUCACGCCGCUGUCGGCCUCCGUCGAGGUCUUCAUCCAGGUGGAGGACGUGAACGACAACGCGCCGCUCACCUCGGAUCCCAUCUACCACCCGUCGGUGAUGGAGAACUCGCCCAAGGACGUGUCGGUCAUCCGCAUCCAGGCGCAGGACCCCGACCUCACCGCCACGCCCAGCCGCCUCAGUUACCGCAUCACCGCCGGAAACCCGCAGAACUUCUUCUACAUCAACCCAAAGACAGGCUUGAUCACCACGACGGCGAGGAAACUGGACCGAGAGCAGCAGUCGGAACACUUUCUGGAGGUGACGGUCAUCGACGGGCCGGUGACCACCCGCCAGUCCACCGUGUGGGUCAUGGUCCACGUAGAGGACCAGAACGACAACCCGCCCGUCUUCCCGGAGGUCACCUACCGCAUCCGGCUGCCCGAGCGCGACCGCAACCGCCGCGGUGGGCCCGUCUACCGCGUCUUUGCACACGACCGCGACCUGGGCGCCAACGCCAACGUCAGCUACAGCAUCGUGGACGGCAACCGGGACGAGACGUUCGGCGUGGACCCGCGGACCGCCAUGGUUGUGUCCAAGAAGGCGGUGGCGGCCGGCAGCUACCACGUUCUCACAAUCAAGGCAGAGGACGCCGGCGAUCCCCCGCUGUGGUCCACGGUCAAGCUUCACGUGGAGUGGAUCAGGAGGCCCGCGCCCUCGCCGCUGCCCCUGCUGUUCACCCAGCGCUGCUACAAUUUCUCCGUGCCCGAGACGGCCGCCGUGGCUCAACCCGUCGGGGUGGUCGCCGUGGGCCAGUCCAACACUCCCGUUUGGUUCAACAUCGUUGGAGGACGCGUGGCCAGAGAAAUGUUCUACAUUCCGCAGAACGCGUGUGGGAGGAACUGCUCUCUCGACACAGGUAGCUUUGAUAUGCAGUUUGACCUCCAAGUGGGGGUGGGCACCGUGGUGGUGGCCAGGCCGCUGGACGCCGAGUUGCAGGCCGUUUAUAAUAUGACGGUGCAGGUGACUGAUGGCACCAGUAUCGCUACUACACAGGUGUUCAUCCGGGUUCAGGACAGCAACGACAACCCUCCGGUGUUCUCGCAGCCGGCCUACGACGUCAGUGUGUCUGAGGACGUAGCGGUAGACACGGAGCUGCUGCGCUUGCGUGCAUCGGACAUGGACGAGCGCAGCCGCCUCAGCUUCUCCAUCUACGGCAGCGUGGACCCGGCCAGCAUGCGGUUGUUCCGGGUCAACCCGGGCACCGGGGCCGUGUACAUUGCCGACCUGUUGGACUACGAGGCCCGGACGCAGCACAUCCUCACCGUUAUGGUCAAGGACCAGGAGUUUCCAUUCAACAGGGACCUGGCUCGGAUCCUGGUGGCGGUGGAGGACGCCAACGACAACAUCCCCUUUUUCACCAGCACCUUGUACGACGCCGUCACGUACGAGUCUUCCCCUGUUGGGACCUCGGUCCUGCAAGUCACAGCGCUGGACAAGGACAGCGGGAUUAACGGACAGCUCACCUACACCAUACAAGCAGGCAACACGGGCGGCAUGUUUGGCAUCAACAACAACACGGGCCUCAUCUUCAUUGCCAAGGACUUGGAUAUCACUUCUGUGGGCUUUUACACACUCACCGUGCAAGUCACAGAUGGCGGUUUUCCGCCGCUCAUGGCCACUGCUUCCGCCCGUGUAUCUUUGACGCUGUCCAACUUAUCCAGGCCUAAAUUCUCCCAGAAGGAGUACCAGGCAGAGAUCAUGGAGAACAGUACAGCCGGAGCUCACGUGACCACAGUGAGCGCCCUGAGUCGCUCGGCACUCAUUUAUGACAUCACCGGGGGCAACGAUGAAAAGUGCUUCUUCAUCAAUUGCCACACGGGCGUCAUCAGCACGCGCAAACGCUUCGACUUUGAGAAAACGUCAUCCUACUUCCUGAUGGUCCGCGCCUCCAGCAUGGCAGGUGCGGAGGCCAGCGUCACGGUCGUGGUUCAGGUGGGCGACGUCAACGACAACGCGCCUGUCUUCCAGCAAUUAAGGUACUCGGGAGCCAUCAGCGAGGCGGCCCCAAUCAACAGCGUGGUCCUCGGGGACGACGGCGACCCCCUGGUCAUCCGGGCGACGGAUGCCGACCGCAAUCACAACGCCCUGCUGGUGUUCCACAUUGUAGACGAGACUGCUCGUAUGUUCUUCAGUGUGGACCCUGGGACCGGAUCCAUCCGGACAAUCGCCAAUGUGGAUUAUGAGACCUUCCCGGAGUUUGUCUUCAGGGUUCACGUGCGAGACAGUGGACAGCCGCCUAAAAGUGCAGACAGUCCUGCUGAAGUGUUUAUCAAGGUGCGUGGUCGCUUGUUUGUCUUCACCUCACAACGCAAUCUCCUGACCCUGCUGUGUGAAUCUCAGGUGAUCAAUAUCAACGACUCGCCCCCGAGAUUCUCCCAGGACAUGUACGAGAGCGUCCUGCUGCUCCCCACUUACGCCGGAGUGGAGGUGCUCCGCGUGGACGCCUUCGAUCUCGACAUGAACCCGGACCCCGAAUACGAGAUUCCCCGACUGGUCUAUUCGCCGGUGGACCGCAACCUGGAGCACUUCUCUGUGGAUCGCAGCACCGGUGUGGUGACGGUCAUCAAUCAGAACUUCAGCAGGGACCGGUAUCGAUUCAACGUGAAGGUUUGGGACGGCCGUUUCUCCAGCGUGGCUUCGGUCACCGUGCUCGUCCGCCAAGCCGUCAGCAGUGACCUUUCUUUCGCGGCCCCAUUUUACUUGGCCACCGUCCGGGAGAACACCCGCAACGAGAGCGUCCUAGCCGUGGUCCACGCUACCGGCCAGCGCCUGAACGAGCCGCUGACGUUCACGCUGCUCAACCCCGGCGGGCUCUUCGCGGUGAGGCCCACCUGCGGGGCGUUGCUCACCGUGGGUGCCCCGUUUGACCGCGAGGAACGGGACCGCUACGAGCUUGUGGUGGAGGUCCGCAGGGAGGAGGAAGUACUGAAGGUGGCCAGAGUCACUGUCAGAGUGCAGGUGGAGGACGACAACGACAACGCCCCCGAGUUUGUAAACCUCCCGUACUACGCCACAGUGCAAGUGGAAGCCCAACCCGGCUCAUCCAUUUUCACGGUGACGGCCACUGACCGGGAUCUGGGCGUGAACGCCCGGGUGACGUACCGUCUCAAGGAACCGCACAGGAACUUUCAGGUGAACCCUGUGACGGGCGAGCUGACGCUGAAGCGAUCCUUUGAGGCUGACUUGUCCAGCGCCGAGUUCAAGGUGGUGGUCGUGGCUUCCGACGGCGGCGCCCGCUGUCUGUCCAGCGAGGUGGAGCUUCCAGUCAGCGUGCUGAACAAAGCGAUGCCGCUGUUCGACAAGCCCUUCUACGGUGUGACCGUGCCCGAAGACGUGCCCGUGUCCACCUCGCUGUUGAGUGUGAACGCCAGCAGCCCGACGGGCCAGCCCAUCAUUUUCACGCUGGCCGGCGGCGACCCGUCGUUGCAGUUCGACAUCGGCUACGACACGGGUACGAUCAGCGUGCUCUACCCGCUGGACUACGAGACGGCACCGUACUACCGCCUCGCUGCCAGGGCCACCGACACGCUGACGGGCGCCAGGUCUGAGGUGGACGUGGACGUCGUGGUUCUCGACGUCAACGACAACGCGCCUACCUUCCAGAAACCGGCGUACUCCGCUGUGGUUCCCGAGAACGCCAUGAUCGGAACCAGCGUCCUACAGGUGUUUGCUCAGGAUCAAGACGCGGACAAGAACUCCAGGGUGAGAUACGAGAUCGUGUCCGACACGUACAACAGCAGCGAUUAUUUCCACGUGGAGCGCGACAGCGGUCUGCUGUUGACGGCGCGGCUGCUGGACUACGAGCUGGUCCAGCGCUUCAACUUCGUCGUGCGGGCGACGGACGGCGGCGAGCCGCCGCUCAGCAGCGACGUCAGCGUCGCGGUGGGCGUCGCCGACACCAACGACAACCCGCCCGACUUCAGCCAGACGCUGUACGAGGCCUUCGUCAGCGAGAUGGCCCCCCGAGGGCACUUUGUCACCUGCGUCCAGGCCUCGGACUCCGACGUGGGCGAUGCCCAGAGGCUCAGGUACAGCAUCCUGUCCGGUAACGAGCGCAUGACCUUCUCCAUGGAGGCGGAGAGCGGCGUUCUGCGUCUGUCUAACAGGAGGCGACAGGGCAUUAAGCAGUCGCAUCAGCUCAACGUGUCCGUGUCUGACGGCGUCUUCACCAACACGGCUCAGGUGGUGGUGAACAUACUGGGAGCCAACCUGUACAGUCCGGUGUUCAGUCAGAGGUUCUACUUGGCAGAAGUCCCAGAGAAUGCACCGCUCGGUUCAAAGGUCAUUCAGGUCCGCGCCUCCGACGAGGACUCGGGCCUGUUCGGCCAGAUCACGUACUCCUUCAUCAACGACUUUGGGAAGAGUCGCUUCGCCGUGGACGCGGACGGACUCAUUUCUACCACGCAGAGACUGGAUCGAGAGGACCCUCUAAACAAAGACAUCUUGCUCACUGUCAUGGCACUGGAUGGAGGAGGCCGGGCGUCAUUCUGCACGGUGCGCGUGGUGCUGGUGGACGAGAACGACAACGCGCCACGCUUCCGGGCGGUGGAGUACCGCAUGAGCAUCAAGGCCAACGUGGGCAAAGGCUCCCUGGUCACGCAGAUCCAGGCCAGCGACCCCGACGCCGGCUCCAAUGGCAGGAUCGUUUACUCGCUCUACAGCGAGGCGCGCUUGUCCCUGGUCGACGUCCUCGAGGUGGAGUCGGACAGCGGCUGGAUGAUGACCAAGAGCUCGGUGUCGCACCUCCAGGGCACGGUGCUGUCCUUCUUCGUCAAGGCCAGCGACUGCGGCUCGCCGGCCAAACACUCGCUGGUGUCGGCCUUCAUCCACGUGGUGCCCCCCGCCGCCUUCAUCCCGUCCUUCAGCCAGCCCCAGUACUCCUUCACCGUCCCCGAGGACACGCCGGCGGGCACGGCGCUGGGCUCCGUCUACAUGGGCCCGGGCCAGAGCGCCGCCUUCUCCCCCGUGGCCGGAGAGACGGCCGACAGCAACCAGGGCGGGACCUUCCUGGUGGAGGCCGACACGGGGCUCAUCCGUCUGGUCAAGGCUCUGGACUACGAGCGGGUCCCCGUCUAUCGCUUCAAGGUGGCUGCCGCCGCCCGCAGGGACCUCAUCGAGGCCAUCAUCAGCGUGGAUGUGGAAGUCAAGGUCCUGGACGUGAACGACAACGAGCCGGCGUUCGAGACGGACAUGUACGUGGCCACCGUGAUGGAAGGCUUGCCGGUCGGCACCAGGGUGGUCCAAGUCCGGGCUUUGGACCCCGACCGGGGCUCCAACGGUCAGGUGACUUACAGCCUAGAAGAGCCGACGUCCGCCGCCACUUCCGUGUUCUCCAUCGACAGCAAGACGGGCUGGAUCACCACCGCCGCCGCCGUGGACCACGAGCUGCGCUCCAGCUACAGCUUCCGCGUCCUGGCGUCCGAUCAGGGCGAGUUGCGCUCGCUGCGGGCCGCCGCCGCCGUCACGGUGGCCGUGUCGGACGUCAAUGACAACCCGCCGCGCUUCCGGCGGGAGCUGUAUCGCGGCGCCGUCAAGGAGAGCGACCCCCCGGGCGAGGUGGUCGCUGUCCUCAAGACCAGGGACGACGACGGGACCGACCAGAACCGCAUGGUCAGCUUCUAUCUCACCGGCGGUAACGCGGGCGGCGUGUUCGGUCUGGCGCUGGUGCAGGGCGAGUGGAAGGUGUACGUGAGCGGGCCGCUGGACCGCGAGCGGCAGGAUCGUUACUUGCUCAACGUCACAGCCAGUGAUGGCCUCUACGUGGCCCGCGCCGCUGUGGAGGUCACCGUCAUCGACGCCAACGACAACAGUCCCGUCUGCAACCAGGCGGUGUACAGCGCCUCAAUCCCCGAGGACGUGGCGGCCAACAAGGGCGUGCUGACGGUGGGCGCGUCCGACAGCGACGCCGGCUCCAGCGCCGAGAUCCAGUACUCGCUCUUCGGCAUCGGCGUGGAAGACUUCUACAUGGAUGCCAACACCGGCGAGCUUCGCACGGUGGCGCCCCUGGACCGCGAGACUCGUCCCUCGUACAAGCUCAUCGCCCAGGCUACGGACGGCGGCGGCCUCUUCUGCCGCUGCGACGUGUCGCUGACGCUGCUGGACGUCAACGACAACGCGCCGUCCUUCGCGUCCUCGCGCUACGUGGCCAGCGUAUACGAGAACGCCGCGCCCAACGCGCUGCUCACGCGGCUGCAGGCCACCGACCCAGACCAAGGCCUCAACCGCACCAUCGUCUACUCCCUGGUGGACUCGGCCAACGGGGUCUUCUCCAUGGACCCCGUGACCGGAGUGGUGGUCCUGGAGAGACCCCUGGACCGGGAAAGUCAAGACACAUACCGGCUCCGCGUUCGGGCCACAGACCAAGCCGGGCUGCAGGGGGCGCUCUUCUCACAGGUGGACCUGACUGUGCUAGUCCUGGACGUGAACGACAAUGCGCCGGUGUUCCAACGGCGGGAUUACACUGUCACCGUGCCUGAGGACGUUGCGGUGGGCACCGAAGUGCUGCGUGUGCUGGCCACCAGCGCUGAUAUUGGGCCCAAUGCCGAGAUUUCCUACAGAAUCCGCUCGGGCAACGAGAUGGCCAAGUUCUCCAUUGACAGGAACCUGGGCUCCCUAUUUGUGGCUGAUGAUCUGGACUUUGAAGUAUGCAAGGACUACUACCUGACGGUGGAGGCCUGGGACGGAGGCAGCCCACCCCUCAGCGCUGCCACCAUGGUGAUCAUCCAGCUGAUGGACAUCAACGACAAUGCCCCUAUUUUCAGCCAGAAUGUCUACAAUGUCCUGGUCAGCGAGGACGCGCCGGUCGGCCAGUCCAUAACUAGGGUGCUGGCAGAAGACCUGGACAGCCAAGUUAACGGACGGAUCACUUACUCCAUCCUGAAAGGCGACAGGAGCAACCAAUUCUGGAUCGACCCGGUGACGGGACUGCUCAAAGUCAACAAGCGUCUGGACCGGGAGCUGGUCUCCCAAUACGCUCUGUCGGUGCAGGCCUUCGACAGCGGCUCGCCCGCCAUGUCGUCGGCCGUCGACGUCAACGUCGACGUCGCCGACGUCAAUGACAAUCCGCCCGUCUUCACUCCGCCCAACGCCACUGCCGUGGUCCAGCUGAACCAAGCGUCUGGCAGCGUCCUGCUCCGUCUGUCUGUCAGCGACAAGGACUCGCCUAGGAAUGGCCCCCCAUUUGAGUUCCGCCUAGUUUCCGGGAAUGAGGGCGGUUUCUUUACACUGGAUCAGACGGGAACACUAAGGUCCGACCGCGAGUUUAGCCCGGAGUCCCCCAGGGAGUUCACCCUCGAGGUCCAGAAUGAUCCUUUUGUGCGGCAGGCGAGCGACUCUGGCCGGUCCCCUCUGGUCUCGUCUUCGUGGGUUUUUCUGCGGGUCAUCGGGAACAGUCAGUACAAGCCGGCCGUCUCGCCCCUGGAAAUCUUUGUGGUGACGGCAACCGACACGUUCCAGGGCGGCUCAAUCGGUCGCAUCCACGCGACAGACCGUGACCCAAACGAUGCGCUGUCUUACACCCACAAGCCCCAGGACAAGAGCAUGUUUAGCAUCAACAGGCAGAACGGAAGCGUGACAGCUGUACCGGGCUUAGAGCCGGGAAGGUCCACAUACUUAUCAUUGCUUCAUUCUUUGAUCUUUUUGAGCAUUUUUGAAUUUGUGUUAAAAAUUUUCUAUGUUCUCAGAUAUCAGAUGAACGCUACUGUCAGCGACGGUCGUUUUGCCGUGAUUGCUGACGUCUCGGUCCGAGUGGAACAGGUUACCGAUAUCCUGUUGCGUAGCGCCGUCACCCUGAGGUUCCGCUCUCUGUCUCCCGAGGACCUACUGGGCCGCUACCUCAGCCAGAUCCGGCUGACGUUGCGGGCGCUCGCUGGCUGGAAAUGGUCAGCAGGACAAGAGGACCCGCUCCACAUCCUCGGUGUGCAGCCGGUGGAGGGGACGUCUGACGUGGACCUCUUCCUGGCGGUUGAGAGGCCAGAGAUGUCAGAUGGUCGUGGGCGGAUCGGGGGCUUCUACACACCCCAGGAGCUGGCCGCCAAGCUACAGGAUGCACAGGGGCAGCUCCGCGGGGUCCUGGCUGGGGCGACUACGGUGGGUGGCGUCUGCUCCGGGAAGCUGGUGUGCGGUGACAAGGUGUGUGAGCAGACGCUAGCCAUGGAGGCGAGCUCGUUACUGAUGUACAGCACAGAGAGGGUCAGCUUGGUGUCACUGCCGUUCAGACGGAUUGAGACCUGCACUUGCCCUCGUGAGUCUUGCCCUGCUCCUGUGGAGCAGUGCGAAGGUCAGUCGUGUCCAGCAGACAUGCAGUGCGUACGCUCCGGCCCGACAGCGCCAUCUGUCUGCCAGUGUCUACCUGAGCGUCUCGACGAGUGUGCUGGUCAAAGUUCGCUGAGAUUUUCUGGUAACGGCUACAUCAAGUACAAAUUGACGGAGAACAGUCAGAGCGGCGAGAUGAAGCUGGGCCUGAGAGUACGCACAAUGCAGACAAGGGGAGUCAUCAUGUUUACCAGAGUCAACCCCUGCACCAUGCUCAAGAUCGAAGGUGGCCGCCUGUGGUUCCAGCUGGACUGUGACAAGACAUUGGGCAUCAUGGGUAUCUCCGGUCGACAGAUCAACGACGGGCUGUGGCACGCUGUAGCCUUGGAGCUGACCAGCAACUACACCCUCCUGUCACUAGAUGACAGCUAUGUGGAGCGACGGCGGGCGGCCAGAGCCCCCGUCCGCUUUUGGCCAGUCGCCCCGGAAUCCUCUUUCUUCUUCGGGGCGCAGGUGAGGCCCCUAACGUCGGGCGGCCUCGGGGCGAGGGCCCAAGACGGCUUCCAAGGCUGCCUGGGACGGCUGACGCUCAACGGCCGAGAGCUGCCGCUGCAGAAUAAACGCAGUCGCUACGCUGAGCUCGCUGGGCUGAGCGAGGUGGAGAUGGGCUGUGUCCUCUAUCCGGACCCCUGCGUCAGUGAUCCCUGCCUCAACGGAGCCGUGUGCACCAGCCUGCCAUCUGGUGGCUUUGGUUGCACUUGCGUCGUUGGUUUCACCGGGGGACGCUGCGAAAGCUCAGUGACGCCCUGCACGCCAAACCCCUGCCAGGCUGGUGGCGAGUGCCAGGCCGUGGGUGGCGGCGGCGGCUUCGUCUGCGGAUGCCCCCCGGGUCUCCGGGGGCUUGUAUGCGACGACGACGUGGACGAGUGCGAGCGGGCCGAGUGCGGCGCCGGCGCCGACUGCGUCAACACGCCGGGAUCCUUCUACUGUAACUGCACACCGGGAUACGAGGGCGGGGCCUGCGAAGGUGGCGGCGAGGCUGGCGACGACACGCAGGCGGAGCGGCUGUCGUACGUCGGUCCCGGCGAGAUCAUCGGCAUUGGCGUCCUGGCCUUCGUCGUCAUCCUACUCCUCAUCCUCUUCGUAAUCUUCCGGAAGAAGAUCCAAUUCCGGAAGGACUCUUCGGGGGGGGCGCCCGCGGGGAGCCUCGCGGCCGUGUCGGCCAUCACGGAGACCAGCUACAUGCUGCGCAAGACGGGCAUGGGCGCCGAGGGGAUUGAGUUUGAGGCCGUGCGCGUGCCGGGCUCGCCGGGGAGGGCGAGCGCCAUCGACGGAGGGGACAGCGGCGGGGCUGAGGUGGGCGGCGGCCUGACAGGACCUCCGCAGGUGGUGGUGAGACCCAACGCGCACUCAACUCUGAUUGGGGGGAGACGCAGCAGGGAUGGAAGUCGGCUGAGCAGCUUCCUGUCCGACAUGCCGAACGCGCGCGGCAACCGUCGGGGCGUGGCCGUGUGCAGCGUGGCACCCACCAACCUGCCUCCGCCGUCGCCCUGCCGCCGCCCCCACCAGCACAGCCCCGCUCACAAGGUGUCCUGGGAGGGCGGGGACGCCGACGCGACGGCGGAAGACAGCCGGCGGGACCAACGCGAGGGCCGCUGGAGCCAGAGAGCCUUUGAGAUGGAAAGGACGGACGGCAGCGACGACGAGCGGUCGCCCGUGCAGAGCGACGCGAUCGGUCUUUCGUCAGACUCCACGUUAGAGGACAUCAGCUCAUAUACGUCGGAGUCCUUCGACGACAACGCCUCCAUCGUGACAGUCAUCCGUCUGGUCAACGACACGGUGGACCAUAUUGAAAGUGAAGUGUCCCACAUGGAUAAGGAGCAGUGGCAGGACAGUCCCGCGUACAACUGGGAGUCCUCCAGACAGACCCCCAGCUGGUUUUCGCCAACCCGUCUGCGUCUGCCCGAGGUGGGGUCCCAUUAUGACCUGAGCAACGCCCAGCAGAACAUGCGUCGGGGAGGCAGCACCCGCUCCCUGCAGCUGGACUACCCGAUCAGGUUCACGAGCACCAACAGAGCCAGAGAGUCGCCACCAGAGUCCAGGCGGAGGGCUUUCCAGUGGGAAAAGAACCAGUCGGGUGAGUGGCAGAGAAAGAGAUGGCUGGAUGCGGAAGGGCGGCAAAGGAGCAGCGAGGAUUCGCCCGUCUACGAGGAAUACCGCGAGCCCCGGCAAGACUCGGUACACAGCGAAGACACCGAGGGCCUCUACGACACGCUUCCCCCUACUCGAGAAGCCUAUGACGGGUACCCAUCCAGCCCACCGGGCCUCAGCUUGCACCCGGCCCAGCUGCUGCCUCCCUUGCGAGCUUGGGCCUCGGGGUCCCGGGAGGACAGUGGCGGACCUCUAGGCUCCGGUGCUAUGACUUCUUCUGGGGAUGAGUUGGAAAGACUGUUGAACCUGGUGUCACUACGCGCCAGGAGGGCGACGAGGACCAACAGAACCUCCACUGGGUCAGAACCUGCAGCGAGCUGGGAGGGAUUCAAAUGACCGCCAAGACUCUUGACAAAAAAAAAAAAAAAAAUACACUACGCCCAGAAAAUAGUGACGCCUCUCUCAUCUCGUUAGCGGAACCUGUUUUUUUUUUUUUUUUUCCGAGGAAAGGACCGCUUAACCACAUGCGGCACGGCGCUUCAGAGAUGUUAUUAAGAUUAACGGCAUCUUUGUUUAAUCAUUUCAUUACUCGUCAAUUGUUUAUUUCAUAAGAAGGUCGUUUGGCGCCCGAGCAGCGCGAGCAUCAAAGCGAAAGAUAAUUAAAAGGGAGACAUUUUUAAUACUGCGCACACGCGCACUGUCUCGGAUUUAUCGCCGUGUUUUAUCACUGUGAAUAAAUUGUGUACACUAA